AUGCCUCCAAAACAACAAAUUUCCAAGGCUGCUAAAGCCGCUGCUGCCAUGGCUGGUGGUAAGAAGUCUAAGAAGAAGUGGUCCAAGAAGUCCCACAAGGACAAGGCUGCUCACGCCGUCAUCUUAGACCAAGAAAAGUUGGACAGAAUCCUAAAGGAAGUUCCAACUUACAGAUACAUUUCCGUCUCUGUUUUGGUCGACAGAUUAAAGUUAGGUGGUUCUCUAGCUAGAGUUGCUCUAAGAGAUCUAGAAAAGAGAGGUAUCAUCAAGCCUGUCUCUAAGCAUUCUACUCAACAAAUCUACACUAGAGCUGUUGCUGAAUAA
Maudiozyma saulgeensis is the source of this 324-nucleotide messenger RNA. The record is from the annotation of a GenBank genome assembly. Lineage: Eukaryota; Fungi; Ascomycota; Saccharomycetes; Saccharomycetales; Saccharomycetaceae.